AGUCCUCUCACCUCUGGUUGUGUAUAAAAGUUGGGUGUUAUCACCACAGACAGACACACAGACAGACACACAGACAGACAGACGUUCAUACUGAUCGCUCACUGCCAGCAAUGGAAAGAAUUUCAAUCCUGCUUCUGUGCAUUUUUGCAGCAUGUACAGUCAGGGCUGUCCACGGGAGAAACAUAGAGGUCAGCAUCAGUGAUGUGGAGGAGAUGGACACGGAUGUCACCAUGGACGCACGCAAGCUUCCAGGGAUUUGCUGGGCAUGCAAGUGGGCUUUAAACAAAGUGAAGAAGGUCAUGGGACCAAACGCCACUGCAAAGAGCCUGACACCAAAACUGAACACUGUCUGUGAUAAUAUUGGACUGCUUAAAUCUCUGUGCCGCAAAUUUGUGAAGAACCACCUUGGAGAGUUGAUCGAAGAACUCACAACCACUGACGAUGUGAGGACGAUCUGCGUCAACACAAAAGCCUGCAAGCCGAAGGAGUUGUUGGACCUGGUGUUUGAUGCAGAUGAUGAAGACUUUCCAGUCAUCAAAGUGAAUGGACUUCCUGUACAUCCUAUGCAUGGAUAAAAAUCUAACUGCAUUUUAUUAGUAAGGAAAAAAAUCUUUGAAGAUGCAUGCUUUGUAAUAGUGGCUUAUAACUGAGAAGGGUCGUUUUAAAAUGUUUUUUUCAAUGCCACAAGUUGAUUAUUUUGUUAAUUUGAGAUAUCUGGAGAUAACACAACUGACCUUUUGUUUUCUCAAGACAACUGAUCCUAAUAAUGAUGAAAAAUUUGAAAAUGAGUGUCUGGUUCAUUUGAUCACACGUCGUGACUGUCAAAAGUCGCAGCGGCAUCACUGACGUACCUGUAAACUUUCAGCUAGUCUUCUCCUUAAAUGACAAGGACUGAGCUGAAUGUUGUCUCUGAUAAAAAUUACAUGAUGCAAAGUCUGAGUUAAACCUUCACGAAAGAUUCAACACCCAUUUGUUUCUGGUUAAUAACAGAAUAAUUAACUUGUAAUGACAGAGGUAUGUCUGGAGAUAACAAGAUAAGUUAACCUGUCAUCUUGAGAAAACGACGCUAAAAAAUAAAGCUGAGUCCUUUGCUGCAUGCCAUCCCUCUACUAUCUCCCCCCAGCUGUCCCUGCAAUGAAGGCAAACAAUAUAUGAUCGAUGAUUUGCCACUUAUUUACUUUGUGUUACCUUUACCUGCUUUGCCAUUCUUAUAAUGAUAUAUUUCAUUUUUGUAUCUGUGCACAAUUGACAUCAAUAAACAGCUGAAGCAUUA
This is a messenger RNA of Amphiprion ocellaris (clown anemonefish), 1273 nucleotides long. RefSeq names its product antimicrobial peptide NK-lysin-like. NCBI's taxonomy places the organism in Eukaryota, Metazoa, Chordata, Actinopteri, Pomacentridae. The transcript is spliced from 5 exons. The record is from RefSeq and is a predicted model, not a curated record. Gene Ontology annotation, biological process: defense response to bacterium. Bases 111 to 575 code for a protein of 154 amino acids.